UGUGAAAACUUUGUAAAGCAGUUUUGUUUAUAAGCAAUUGUUUUAUUUAGCAAGACUAUCAUACUAUAUAUAUUGGGUUAGGACUUGUCAGUAUUUUAAAGAACAAUGCAGUGUUAUCCUAAGAUGUCGCCUAAACGGGAGCCCUUGGACCUGGGCUACGAACCAGAGAUGAUGCCGGGCGUUCGCCGGCUGGAGUUGCCGGCGCCGCCGGGCAAGGAAUUCCGUGCACCAGUGCUGAUAACGGCCCCAACACCUCCAUCAGCACACUCGGUGAUCCAAUGUAUGCGACCUCCACCGCCACCACCGCCGCCACCGCCACCACGCCUUCACAAACCGACAAUAUUCGAGGAACCAUCCAGCUCUAUUCCUGAUUUAGAAUUUGAUGGUACCACGGUGCUGUGUCGUGUGUGUGGUGACAAAGCAAGUGGAUUCCAUUAUGGUGUGCAUUCCUGUGAGGGCUGCAAGGGAUUCUUCAGACGCUCCAUACAACAGAAGAUCCAGUACAGGCCCUGCACGAAAAACCAACAGUGCUCCAUCCUUAGAAUCAACAGAAAUCGGUGUCAAUAUUGCCGAUUGAAAAAAUGUAUUGCUGUUGGCAUGAGCAGAGAUGCCGUCCGGUUCGGACGCGUGCCAAAGCGCGAGAAAGCGCGAAUCCUUGCUGCGAUGCAGCAAUCGUCGACGACACGCGCCCACGAGCAAGCAGCCGCCGCAGAAUUAGAUGAUGGCCCGCGGUUGCUGACGCGAGUGGUGCGUGCUCAUCUCGACACCUGCGAGUUCACGCGUGAUCGCGUUGCAGCUAUGCGCAAGCGUGCUCGUGAUUGUCCCACCUAUUCACAACCUACUUUGGCCUGCCCUCUAAAUCCAGCGCCAGAGUUGCAAUCUGAAAAAGAAUUUUCACAAAGAUUUGCGCACGUGAUUCGUGGAGUGAUAGACUUUGCUGGGCUCAUUCCCGGUUUCCAGUUACUCACACAAGAUGACAAAUUCACGUUGCUGAAGAGCGGUCUUUUUGACGCGUUAUUCGUACGUCUAAUCUGUAUGUUUGAUGCUCCACUGAACAGCAUAAUCUGCUUAAAUGGUCAGCUCAUGAAACGCGAUUCCAUACAAAGUGGUGCCAAUGCCAGGUUUCUCGUUGAUUCUACAUUCAAGUUUGCGGAACGUAUGAACUCGAUGAACCUAACAGAUGCCGAAAUUGGCCUAUUCUGUGCUAUCGUACUCAUCACGCCAGACCGACCUGGUCUUCGGAAUAUUGAGCUUGUCGAGAGGAUGCACUCACGGCUCAAAGCCUGUCUACAGACUGUCAUUUCACAGAAUAGAUCGGAUGGAGCUGGUUUUCUACGAGAAUUAAUGGAUACUCUUCCCGAUCUACGUACUCUCAGUACGCUCCAUACAGAGAAGUUGGUCGUAUUCCGCACAGAACAUAAAGAAUUAUUACGACAACAAAUGUGGGUUGAAGAUGAGAGUGCAUUGUGGGCCGAAUCCGGUGCUGAUGAUUCAGCUCGAAGCCCCAUCGGCUCGGUAUCUAGCAGCGAAUCUAGUGAGACAACAGGCGAUUGUGGCACUCCAUUAUUAGCCGCUACGUUGGCCGGACGACGCCGACUUGAUUCUCGAGGCUCUGUAGAUGAAGAAGCUUUAGGUGUAGCUCACUUAGCUCAUAAUGGAUUAACAGUUACACCUGUACGUCCCCCACCUCGUUAUCGUAAACUAGACUCGCCCACGGAUUCUGGUAUAGAGUCUGGAAAUGAAAAACACGAGAGGAUAGUCGGUCCUGAAUCUGGUUGUUCCAGCCCACGAUCAUCCCUCGAAGAACAUUCGGAAGACAGGCGACCGAUUGCCCCUGCAGACGAUAUGCCUGUGCUCAAACGCGUUCUUCAAGCUCCGCCGCUGUAUGACGCCAGUUCCUUGAUGGACGAGGCGUACAAACCGCACAAGAAAUUCCGUGCAAUGCGACGUGAUACGUGGAGUGAAGCCGAAGCACGGCCAGGGCGACCGACGCCGUCACCGCAACCACCUCAACAUCCGCAUCCAGCUAGCCCUGCGCACCCAGCUCAUUCACCGCGCCCACUUCGAGCGCCACUUUCUUCAACGCAUUCUGUGCUCGCUAAAAGCCUAAUGGAAGGCCCCCGAAUGACACCCGAGCAAUUGAAGCGAACGGACAUCAUUCAGCAAUAUAUGCGGCGCGGUGAGACGGGUGCCCCAUCGGAAGGCUGCCCACUGAGAGCGGGCGGUCUGCUGACAUGCUUCCGCGGCGCAUCACCGGCGCCUCAGUCGGUAAUAGCACUGCAAGUGGAUGUUGCGGAGACGGAUGCUCCUCAGCCAUUGAACCUCUCAAAGAAGUCACCAUCGCCAUCGCCACCCCCUCCACCGCCGCGCUCCUACAUGCCGCCCAUGUUGCCGGCGUGAGGCCGGCCCGCGGAGCCGCACGUCUCCGCCACCCCACCCCGACCUAUUUUAAAUUAAAUAAAAAAAUUAGUUAAUAAUAAUCGCUCGGAGAUCGUUUUAAUAUAUUAUAUGUGAUAAUUCGUUUAGGACGCGUGCGUGUGUGGCCGGCGCCGGUCGAGGAGAGCGCAAUAGACUGAAAAAUAAUUUAAGACUAUAUAAGUGUAAUUUAUGCAAUGCAGCGCCGGUCGCGGUGUGUUUGUGUGUGUAUUGUAUGUACGUAUGUGAGCGUGCUCAGUCAUUUGUUUGUUAAUAUAAUGACAGGUUGUCGAAUUAAAAUAAAACAAACUUGUAAAAUUUA
Molecule: messenger RNA, 2737 nt
Organism: Achroia grisella
Lineage: Eukaryota; Metazoa; Arthropoda; Insecta; Lepidoptera; Pyralidae
Gene: Eip75B
Product: ecdysone-inducible protein E75
Exons: 5
Coding region: 106-2400 (764 amino acids)
Biological process (GO): negative regulation of transcription by RNA polymerase II; cell differentiation; hormone-mediated signaling pathway
Molecular function (GO): zinc ion binding; RNA polymerase II cis-regulatory region sequence-specific DNA binding; nuclear receptor activity
Source: RefSeq, a predicted model, not a curated record